Molecule: messenger RNA, 1175 nt
Organism: Lathyrus oleraceus (garden pea)
Lineage: Eukaryota; Viridiplantae; Streptophyta; Magnoliopsida; Fabales; Fabaceae
Product: agamous-like MADS-box protein MADS2
Exons: 8
Coding region: 211-945 (244 amino acids)
Biological process (GO): positive regulation of transcription by RNA polymerase II
Cellular component (GO): nucleus
Molecular function (GO): RNA polymerase II transcription regulatory region sequence-specific DNA binding; protein dimerization activity; DNA-binding transcription factor activity
Source: RefSeq, a predicted model, not a curated record
UUCACUAAGCAUAACCUUUAGGUAAUAACCAUAACUACCAAAACUCAAGGACAUUUCAUAUCAUAUCUUAACCUUACACAACACAAGAGAUAGAAGAAAGCUUUUGCAGAAAAUUGUUUUUAAAAUAUAAUAUAUUAUAUUCUCUUUCAUCAGGUUUUCUGAAAGAAAAAAAAACAAUGUUUAUUUUAUCAUAAAAAAAUUAUAUAAAUAAUGGGUAGAGGAAAGGUAGAGUUAAAGAGGAUUGAGAAUAAAAUAAAUCGUCAAGUAACAUUUGCAAAGAGAAGAAAUGGGUUACUCAAGAAGGCUUAUGAACUUUCUGUGCUUUGUGAUGCUGAGGUUGCUCUUAUUAUUUUCUCUAACCGUGGAAAGCUCUAUGAAUUCUGCAGUGGAACAAGCAUGGCUAAGACCCUUGAACGGUACCAAAGAUGCAGCUAUGGAGCCUUGGAAUUACACCACCAAAAUGAAAUUGAGACACAGAAGCGCUAUCAAGAGUAUCUCAAGCUAAAAUCAAAAGUCGAGGGACUACAACAAACACAGAGAAACUUUCUUGGAGAAGAAUUGGAGCAGUUAGAUAUUAGGGAGCUUGAGCAGCUAGAACGUCAGUUAGACUCUUCCUUAAAGACAAUCAGGUCAAACAAGACACAGCAUAUGCUUGAUCAACUCACAGAUUUGCAAAGAAAGGAAGAGAUGCUACUGGAGACUAAUAAUAUCCUCAGGAACAAGUUGGAGGAAAUUAAUGUGACCCUUCAACCAACAUGGGAAUCUAGGGAGCAAAAUGGCCCCUAUAGCUGCCCCCCUCACCAAUCAGAGGGAUACUAUGAGAAAGCACGUUGCAAUAGUACAUUGCAAAUUGGCUACAAUUCUUCAAUGCUAAAUGAAUCAGGAGGAGCUGCAGGAACCUCAUCUCAGCAUGCUAAUGACUUCAUGAAUGGAUGGAUGAACUGAGUUUAUAAAUUUUAGUUUAAUAAAUGAUUUUAUAAGAAAUCUAAAGCUUAUGUUGUGCCUAAAAUAAAAGGCUAUAAUAUAUAAUAGAUUUCAUGCAGCAUAAAACCUUGAUAAGGUGUAUUUCUUUGAGGAAUUUGGAAUUUCUUUUCCCAAACUGAUUCCUUUGUACUUAUUUACACAUUUGAGUUUACCAAUAAGGGAAACGAUUAAACAAAGUAUUCUUAUAUUGA